AUGGGUUACCAUUGCCCUUCUCCCCUCUCAACACCAGGUGGCACCCCGCGGACACCCAAGAUCAUCGAGACCUCCACGCCGUGGUCCGACGUUCUCCUGGAGGACUUGCAUACCACGAUACAGUUCCAUCCGCCAGCCAGACUCCGAGAGCACCAGAUCCACGUCCAGGGCCAGGCAGAGGAGCUGGAUCUGCCGAAUCUUGAUGCUUUGCAGUUCAUAGAUGCGAAUCAUCCGUAUCUUCGCUACGUGGGUCGCUGGCUGGCAACAGCAGACGAGACGCAUAAGGACGGAUCUUUCCCAGGAGUAUACUUCGACUUUGCGCUCAAUGGGACCAGCACCUUGCUUCUCUCCCUUCACAACAGCGACGGCCAACGAGAUAAUCCCACAACGAGAAAAUCUAGAACGAUCUCCUCGACGUUACCUUUCCUACCACUGACAAACACUUCCAGUGCAGCACCAAUAUCCUUGCUAGUCAGAGUCGACGACGAAGAAUACGUCGUCCUCCCAAGAGCCACGUCAUUGGUCUCCAUCAGCCGGGGAAAGCUGAAUCCUCUCGCGUCCCACGAGAUCCGCAUUAUUGCUCCUAUGGCUGGAGGUGAUGCUGUCGAGACACUGCAAGUAGAAGGGAUCUGGAUCGAUAAAAGCGGCCAACUGCUCCCGUACGAAGACAGCUUGAAUGCGGAUCGCCUAUUUGAGGACCGGCUACUGAACAGCCACCCUCGAAAGAUGCUUGAAAUCGUGACGGACCUACCUGGAUCGAUGUCUGGAAGAGAUAGCCGAAAGAAUACCGGGGAUGGUCGUGCUAUUCUUGGAGGCGUACUGGGAUGGGAGUACUUGCUAGGAGAGAUGUUCGGAAGUGACCAUGUUACGAUCGGGAUGGAUGGCAUAUGUCUGAUCUCGAAGUGUAUAGGUGGUCGUGGAGCUCCUGCUGGCCUUGCUGACGUCUUCUUCCAGAGUGGCCCCGCUGGGUCAGAGCAAUUCAACCAUCCGUGGCUCUUCCAAGAAUACACUCCCGAUGUCAUGAUUCUGAACAUCGGAAGCUCUGAUUACGAUUCGUUUCAGACACAUAUCCAAGAAUACAACAGGACGAUGUGGGAGCUGAGUGUUUUAUUUGAGGAAACCUAUGUCUCAAUGAUCCAGGCAAUCAGGACACUGGCCUACCCCAAAUACUCGGCUGCCACCAUGGACUCGACCCGGUACAUCUAUUCCGCCCAGAAUGCUGCCGCCGGAGUUCCCAUUUUCGUCAUGAGGCCAUUCCGGGGACAACUUGAGCAAGCUACACAUGCAGUUGUCGACCGACUUCGAAUGGAUGGUGAUAAGAAUGUCUUUUGGCUUGAUACCUCUGGUUGGCUCAACACCGAGGUAAAUUUCGAUGGGCGAGGAGAGGACCAGGACUUUUUUCUUGACGAAGAGAGUACUUCCAAGCCAUGGCGCCUAACGGAGCGAGGGAACCAGCGAGUGGCGAUUCUUCUACACAUGCACGUCUGCAGAUUUCUGGCCCGCGAGACCGAGAAGUGUGCCUUUCUCCCUCCGGAGAUCUAUCUGGGAAAGGCACUCGAUCAUGGGGCAAUCCGCUUUAACGAGCUCCUUGAGGGUGAACAAGCGACGAAGUUGAAGAAGCUUCUCUGGCAACGAUGA
Messenger RNA from Drepanopeziza brunnea f. sp. 'multigermtubi' MB_m1, 1638 nucleotides. NCBI's taxonomy places the organism in Eukaryota, Fungi, Ascomycota, Leotiomycetes, Helotiales, Drepanopezizaceae. The record is from RefSeq and is a predicted model, not a curated record.